AUGCAGAUUUGUCUCUCAAACUCUGGACUCACAUUGACUCUCAUGAGUAUUGAGCGGUACAUAGCAGUCACCCAUCCACUCAAAUAUUCAAGACUUGUAACGACAAGAAGAACACUCCUGGUUAUCGCAAUAGGAUGGGUUCUCACAGUAUUGGUCUACGUUGUUGGUGUCCAGAAGCACAUCUAUUCCGGGUUUGUAUACACAUGCGUUCCACUACUGAAUGAUGGAUCUGUACGAGUUUAUAUAGUUUUCUUUGUUGGAGUUUUGCCCAGUCUUAUUGUUAUUGUCAUAACCUCAGUGAUUGUCAGAAAGAAAUUGGAGAAGAACGCCAAACGGUUUGCCAACCCUUCACAAUCCUCCUCGAGUCAAGACACCCAUUCAUCUCCCGGAACAUCCCCAAGGACCAUCAAACUGUUCCGAAUGGUAAGGGUUAUGGCAGUUGCUGUUGUAGUUUGCUGGUUUCCGUUUUUGUGCUUACUUCUUAUAAACAUCUCCUUCGGUUUAUAUGUGCCCCAAGUGAUCUACUUUCUAACCUUCUGGAUGCUAGUUUCCAACGGUUAUGUCAACUCUUUCAUCUAUUUUGUGAUGAACAAAACAUUUCACAGCCGCGUCGAAGAGAUUUGGGAGCAACUUACUCCUUCGUGCUGUCGUCGAUUGAACGAGUUGGAAAAAAACUUAGACUGCACUUCCUGUAUCUGCAGCAAAAGCAUCAACGUGGAACUGAAUACGACUGGGGACAAUACCAAUAAGACACAAGACACGACGUGUGUAAACUCUGUCGAACUUGUGAAAAUAAAAGUACAGGGUGUCGACAACGAGGGAUUUGGAAAGUGAACUUUGUGCCAACCGGACAACAACGGUAUCGACACUUGGUAUCAAACUUGUAAAGACCGCUCCCAAUGGUGGUUCUAUGAGAAAAGACUAUCUGUGUUUUGAUUGGUCCGAGGUGACUUUUGGCAACUGCACUUUUUGGUCGUCUGCAUGUGAAUGUAGGUAAAGGUGAAGUUGGACGGGGAUUGACCUAGGCUUGAGGCCACUCUCUGGCGUAACUUACGAGCAUCGGGAGUGUAAUAACGUCAGAUGUUCAGGCUACUGUAAUUAUCACGUUUGUUGUAAAUCGAACGUGUAAAAAACUCCAAGACCACACCCGUGUCCUAGCGAACUCAAAUCAACUUAAAGCCAUUGGACCCUUUCGGUAAACAGUAGUGUCCAAGGCCCACACCUCGUGUAUCACA
Molecule: messenger RNA, 1235 nt
Organism: Asterias rubens (European starfish)
Lineage: Eukaryota; Metazoa; Echinodermata; Asteroidea; Forcipulatida; Asteriidae
Product: probable G-protein coupled receptor 21
Exons: 1
Coding region: 1-834 (277 amino acids)
Biological process (GO): G protein-coupled receptor signaling pathway
Cellular component (GO): membrane
Molecular function (GO): G protein-coupled receptor activity
Source: RefSeq, a predicted model, not a curated record